Molecule: messenger RNA, 8082 nt
Organism: Alnus glutinosa
Lineage: Eukaryota; Viridiplantae; Streptophyta; Magnoliopsida; Fagales; Betulaceae
Exons: 14
Coding region: 104-7996 (2630 amino acids)
Biological process (GO): maturation of 5.8S rRNA from tricistronic rRNA transcript (SSU-rRNA, 5.8S rRNA, LSU-rRNA); maturation of LSU-rRNA from tricistronic rRNA transcript (SSU-rRNA, 5.8S rRNA, LSU-rRNA)
Cellular component (GO): nucleolus
Source: RefSeq, a predicted model, not a curated record
CUACACACCCAAAACCCUUGGUUCCUCUCCUCUGUGCCCUUAAACCCCACUUGCCCACACUAACAAACACACAUAAAGCAAAGCCCUCUCUGUAAACUACUGGAUGGAGGAACGAAGCUCGGCCUCUGAAGAUCAAGUUAUGGUAGAUGGUGAUGAUAACAGCGAGGUUGAAGGAGAAGAGGUUCCAACGUUUGAAGUGAAAGUGACCCAUGAAGCUAAACUUAGAGAACUAUUGCAUAAGAUCAAUUCCAUGGAGAUAAAGUUAUGUUCGGAUGGUGUGAAGGAGUUCAUUAAGUUACUGAAAGGUAACACUGGACGUGAAUUGCUCUAUCUAUAUGUAAGGAGUUCUUCCAAGUUCUCGGAGCUUCUAGAUGCUUGGAAGCUUCGACGCGGGAAACCUGGAUUGUCAUAUGUAUUGUCAUUGGUUUCUACUAUUCUGGGUCAUCCUUAUGGGAUGUAUAAUCCGAAGAUUGUGGAGAGAAUAUCUAUUAGCAGGGUUCUCGACAAGUUUGCAAAAUUGCUUAUUGAAGAAUACAUGACCGAUGUUUAUAAGGAACUCAAUAGUAAAGAAGUGAAGUGCCAAAAGGCUGCUCUUUUGCUAAUGGCUUCAAUUGUUCGGCGAGGGUCGGGAUUGGCUUCUGAGUUUGCAAAGAAAUUUGACUUCAAACUCAAGGUGUUUUCCAAGCUUGCUGAAUAUAAAAAGAACCAAAAUGAGAAGAGAAUGAAGCGCUCAUUAAGGAAGGCAUUUGUUGGCUUUUCUAUGUCAUUUUUGGAGGUGGGAAGGCCUGGAUUGUUGAGGUGGGUCCUGCAGCAGAAGGAAAUGUAUUCUGCUGUCCUUCGUGGGCUUGGGAAUGAUGAUGACGAGACUGUUAUUUAUGUUUUGUCCACAUUACGUGAUAGGAUUCUUGUGGAAGAGUCCUUGGUGCCUCCAGGUCUUAGAAGUGUUCUCUUUGGGAGUGUUACUUUGGAACAAUUAGUCAGCAUUUCCGGUAGAGAGAAUGGUGGGCCUGCUGCAGAGUUGUCUUACCGUAUACUAGUCCUCGUUUGCACUGAUCCUUGUAAUGGUUUGAUGCCAGAUUUGAAGAGGCGCCCAAGUCCAUUGAAGGGUAAUCCAACACGACUUGUUGGACUCAUGAAGAAGCUAAAAGCGACUGAGAUUGGCUAUCACAGAGACUUGCUUUUGGCUAUUGUUAGUGGGAGUCCCUCUUUUGGUUCAGCAUACAUGGAAGACUUCCCUUACAACCUGGAGGAUUUUGCAUCACCAACCUGGUUUGCUACAGUUUCUCUGGCAGCAAACUUGGUUUCCUCAGUAGGCACUGGCUGUCAUUUUGAUUUCCUUGAUUCUCAGUGUCAUCCCGGUUCGUUUGAUAACGAGGAUGUGCAGAGUAUCUUGAAAUGCUUGUUUCCCCGUCCAUUCAGCCGGUCAGUAAUCAAUAAGGGGUUGCUUCACUCGGAUUUUCUUGUGAAGCAUGGAAUUCUAAGGCUUCUUUUGGAGGCACUGAAGUUGCUGGACUCCUUCGUUGGUGCUUUGAAUCAUAGUUCGUGUUUGAGCGAUCAAAUGAUGCAAGGCUGGGCAUCUCUUAGGCAAGAAAUUCAGAAUGAAGUCCGAACUUCACUCCCUGAUCCCCAAGUUUUACUGACUCUUCUUUCUUCUCUGACACGCCACUCCACUCGUGAGUCAUGUUUGAAGCGAACAGCAGAUUUGGAAAAUUUUACUGAACGUAGCAGUAAUAAUGUAAAAAAGUUGAAAGUUAAUUUUGUGAAUGAGGACACAGAUAUUGUUGUAAGUGGAAUAAGUUCUGCUCCAGACUUUGCUUCGCCUGCAGAUAGUGAAAGACCUGUUGGUUCACUUGCAGCAGAUGAGACUGACGAUGGUAAGGAUCUUAUGGGUGUCAUUGCAGAAAUUUGGGGUUUAGAGUUACACUCGGUGCCUCUUAUCACACUAAAGGAUACUGAGAUGUUCUUUCAAACUAAGCUGCUUGAUGCUCUCAAAAUUUAUAUUCGGACAAUACCUAAUGUGUUGGAGGGAUCAUUUGAGUUCUUUAUAAAUCUCCUCACAAAUCCUUUAGCAUUACCAACCAGCACGCAGUGCUGUCUCUUGUCUUUGCUAAUAGAGUAUGUUGGAUUCUCUCCAAGCAGUGGGAUUCCCAUUAGAACCCCUCCAUUGAUGUACAGGCAUCUACAGCCAUUCAUUAACUUGUUGAUUUUUUCACCAACCAGUGACAUUAAGGAUCUGUCAUAUAGUUUGGCACAGGCAGCAAUGUUUAGUACUGGUGCAUUUGACAGAAACCUAGACGAAAUUGGAGCAUGGUUCUUAUUUUUACCGGGCUAUAACAGAGUAAAGACGCCUGCUAAGGUCCUAGGGGUGGAACUGUUGCACAGCUUGUCUCAAGUUGUUAUCUCAUUUUUAUGUGAUGCCAUAUCUACUAUCGGGAAUAAUUUAUUCAAAUAUUGGGAUAUUGUCAAGCAUUACACAUACCAUUUGAAAGGUGUUAAAGAUGUGUCACCUAGUUUCAGCCCUCUCGUCGUGUGUGUCUUGCAGAAGUGUCUAAGGUUGCUAACUUCUGAAUCUGGAAGCUUUACAUUGCCCGAGAAGUCAAUCAUAUCAUUAUAUGUAUGCAAUACCCUAAAAUUUCUCUUGCAAACCCAGGUAGAUGCAGGAUUGUUAUCUGCUCUGGUUGAACUAGUCAUGUCUGAGAAACUUGGUGACCGUUGCUGUGUUGUUGAUGAUUCUGGGGAUUUCUUCUGUGAGUGGAGACCAUUGAAGAACUUAUUGAUAUUCUCACAGAGCAUUUCACAUCAACAAACUUCUUGCAUUUUUUCUACAGAUAAAACGGCUAUGCCUGUUGAUAGUUCUUUUGCAAGUAUAAUUGAUGAAGUUAACAGAUUUGUAAGGAGUGGGGAUGAUGGUGGAAAUAUAGCUGGCAUAACCCAAUCAUUUUCUUCCUCAAUUGUUUGUACAUCGUCUGAUGGGAUAUUGAAAAAUUUUCCAUCAGUUAUGACCAUUUCACGCAACCUUCUUGGAGUUCCUAUGCCAAUCUUAUCAUCGGUAUUCUUUCUUGAACAAGGCCUUCUUACCAGUGUUUCUAAGUUAUGGCCUGACAUGUUCUUUCCUGGUUUGGAAAUGGCUCUAUCUAUUAUUCAUUGUGAAGACAAAGAAGAUGAUGCCAGAGAAAAUUCUGGUCGUUCUUUGGAUUCUCAGGUAAUGAUUUAUAAUGGAGAUUUUGGUGCAGAUGAAUGUGUUGCUGCAUUUACUUUCUUUUUGAAGCAGGCACCUUUCCAUGUGCUAUUUCCUGCAAUUAUGAACAUUGAUGGUCCUUACUCAUUGGAGCCCAUGAAAAUACAAGACCUGCUUCUGACUAAAUUAUCUUACUCAACAGCUGAUGACCACCGUAUUUCUUAUCUGCGACUUGUGCUAUUUUGGAUCCACCAGAUACAGUCAUCUUAUAAAAUUAAACCAGUAGUCAAACUCCAACAACUUGCGGAGAUUUGCUUUAAUCUCGUAGAGAACUUGUUAGCUCAACUAUUGGUUUUGAAAACUGAUUCUGAUUGUUCCAGAAAUUCUGUGGUUCCUUUGUCAAGACAAGAUAUUAAAGAAGUGGCUGAAUCCAUCUUCUGUCAUCCUGCAGUGCUAGCGUCAUUAUGCUGUCCUUUGGAUUGUAAAGAAGACUUGGCGAAUAUGAACAUGGUGGACAGUUUGGAUAUGUUGAUUAGUUUAUCCAGGCAGAGAGUUCAUAAAUUGGAUCAUCAUGUCUUGAAUAUAUUGAGAGGAACUUCUGAGUACUUGUUGACUCUAUGCAAUGGUCAAGAUUCUGUACCCAAAGUUGAAAAAAAUGCUAAUAAGCAACUUGUGAGGGCUUUUAAAGUCCCCGUGCAGAAGCUUAUUCUGGAAGCCAGGGACAAGUUUGAUCUGAGCAUUGGUACUAAAGAUCUGAUGCCCCUCCUCCCAACGUUUUAUGCUUUACAUGCUCUGAUACGUUUUAUAUCCCCUUUUGAGCUUCUUGAAUUAGUGCAAUGGAUGUUUAAUAGGAUUGACAUGGAAGACUUUACAGUUUGGAAAAAUUCCAAGAUAUCUGCUCUCUCUGUUGGAUUUUGUAUUGCUGCUGGUGCUUUCAAAACCUUGUCUAGUUAUUUGGAGCAGCCAGUUACAAGGAGAGUACCAUACAAUCUAUUAUGGGAAAUAGAAGAAGAAAAUAUCAAUGUUGGCAUAAUUGAGGAGAUCUACAUUAAAGUGGUAAAUUUUGCCUUGCGUUUUGAACCAGAUUUUGCAGAUAUAUGCUUGCUGGAAGCUGUUAAUACUGGUUACAGACAGAAAUACAAUGAACAACCUAGUAUUCAUCCAUUAAGUUUGGUACUGUCGAGGGUUUUAUCGAUCACUCCUGUGGAAUUGCUUUCCCAUUGCAUUUACAGGACAAACAAGACAAAAGCUAAGUUAUUGUUUCUUCUUACUGAGAGAAGCUCCCUACAUUUGUCAAUCUUUGGGCACUUAUUUUUGGAUAUCCUGAAGAAAGAUUUUCCUCACAAGGACAAUGUGAUGGUGGAAAGCUGUGGCCUUGCCCUUUCUGAUGAGGACUUCAUGAUGCUUCUGCCUGCUGCUUUGUCAUACCUGAAAUCAAUGUUUAUGAAAUUUGGAAAUCAGUCUCAUAGGCAUUUUGAAGACAUAUCUUCUUUAUAUUCAAGGAUUCUUUUGAAUGGUUUCCUUCACUGGAAGAGCUUUGUCUCUGGGAAUAUAUUUGAGGAGGAAUAUGGCGAGUUCUUGCCAUCAUCUACCCAAGAACUUCUGAGUCUUGUGGAUGGUACUCUUCUUGGAAAAUCUAUUCAUAUGUUGCAGUAUCACUUUGCCUUCAGUGGAGUUUCAAUGAAAAUGAAGAAACGAUUGAAACUAUUUGAUAAAAUUUUCCCACGUUCUAAUGCACAUGUUGAGCUGUUAGACUGUGAUGUUGGUGGGAUGGAUUCUUAUUCACUUAACCAGUCAUUAAACCAUAUAAACAGAGUUGUUGCAAAGAUAUCUUUUUGCAGGAUUUUAUUAUUUAUGGAAAAUAAUCAGAUUAUGCCUCUGCCAAAAGAAACAAAGGGGGACUUGAAGGAAGUUUCUUUAGAAAUAGGAUCAAAUUCAGACUCAUCAAGGAUGCGGUUUAUGAAUAUCUUGGUGAGCAUUUGGCAAUGGAUUAUUAAGAAAUUACCGUUAGUUUCUGAUAGUUCUGCAAAGGAAAAGAGAAUAAACAGUUCUACCCUCUACAAACACUUGGGAGUCUUCAUUUUGAAAAGUAUUUUUGAACUAACUGCAGAGAUGCAUGAUGGCCUAGUCCAAUUGCAAUCUGUUCCCUUCCUUGAGGAUUUGAUGAGGUCGGUUCUUCUAUAUAGAUUUGAGGAUCCCACAACUCUGAAAGCACUCCGACGUAUCCUAACUUUGCUGUGUGAUGGGAAAUUUUCACGUGUCCCAUAUAUUCAGCUGCUGGUUGCCCACUCUCAGUUUGCCCCUACAAUUCAUUCAGUCUCCAAAUCAUCUGGUUGUCCUCCUAUUGGUGCAUUUUCAAGGCCUAUGUCCAGCAUUCUGAGAUCACUUAUCCCUUAUACUAAACAAAAUGCAGUUAGUGGCAAAAGUGAGGUGGAAACAACUAAGACGUAUGCGAGACAGUUGGAAGUUAUUAAAUUACUCUGCAUACUCUUUCCAGUAAAGGCUCAUCAAUCUGGUUUUGAUUCUGGAAAAGAUUUUGGCAUAAAUUUUAAAGAGUUGCAUUUACUUCUAUUGUCUUCUUAUGGUGCAACACACAGUGAAGUUGACUUGGAGAUAUAUAGUCUGAUGAACAAAAUUGAGUCUCUGGAUGGAUCAGGUGUUGUGAAUAUUGCUGAAAUGGAUUACCUAUGGGGAAGUGCUGCUUUAAAUGUCAAAAAAGAACGGGCUGUGGAGCAGGAUAUAUCUUCGGGUAUCAUGACUGAUACUGAAACAAUUGAAGAACGUCGGAAAAAUCAAUUUAGAGAAAACCUUUCAAUUGACCCCAAAAUAUGUGCAUCAACAGUGCUAUAUUUUCCCUAUGAUGCAAUUGCAUGUGGUGAACCAUUGUCCUUCAACAAGGUUCAAUCUGAUUAUACCAGGGAUAUGCUUGAGGCACAUUCUGCUGUUGUUGCAAAUAUAGAUCGUUAUGAUCCUGUUUUCAUAUUGCGCUUCUCGAUUCAUAGUCUGUCAUUGGGCUAUAUUGAACCUGUGGAGUUUGCUAGUUUAGGCUUGCUUGCAGUUGCAUUUGUUAGCAUGUCUUCAUCAGAUGACAGGAUAAGAAAAUUGGGUUACGAGACUCUUGGAUUAUUUAAGCAUGCAUUGGAGAAGUGUCAAAAGAGGAAGGAUGUAAUGCAACUCCGGCUUCUAAUGAACUAUGUGCAAAAUGGUGUAGAAGAGCCAUGGCAGAAAAUCCCCUCUGUUAUUUCUCUUUUUGCUGCAGAAGCAUCUUUUAUAUUGUUGGAUCCUUCGCAUGAUCACUACACAACCAUAAGUAAGCUUUUGAUGCAGUCUUCGAGGGUAAAUAUGAAGGGAAUACCAUUUUUUCAUAAUUUUUUCUGGAGUAGUGCUGUUAAUUUUAAAGCAGAAAGGUUGUGGAUACUUCGCCUACUGUAUGCAGGGUUGAACUUAGAUGAUGAUACCCAAAUAUACAUCAGAAACUCUAUCUUUGAGACAAUACUGAGUUUUUAUGUCUCUCCUCUUUCAGAUAAUGAUUCAAAGGAACUGAUUCUUCAGUUAGUGAAGAAGUCUGUCAAAUUGCCAAAGAUGGCUCGUUAUCUAGCUGAACACUGUGGCCUCUUUCCAUGUUUAUCGUCUAUUCUCUCAUUCUCCAGUAGAAGGCUCUUCAGAGAUGAAAAAAGUUUUUCUUUAAUGCAAUUGCUUGUGGUAUUAGAGGUUGUCAAUGAUGUUAUUUCAUCUAGAAACAUUACUGAGUGGUUGCAAAAAUUCGCCCUGGAGCAGCUUAUGGAACUUUCUUCGCAUCUAUACAAAAUCUUCUUUGGUGAUGUGACACUCAUAAAGGAAAAUGUGGCAUUGGUUAAUCCAUUUCUGCAAAUAAUGAUAGCAACGUUGAAGAUAUCACAGAAAAGGAAAAUAUACCAGCCACAUUUUACUCUGUCAGUUGAGGGUUUAUAUCAAAUAUAUCAGGCUGUUAAUGUAUAUAAUUAUGCCGGCUCUUGCCCUUGUGCAGAGGAUGCACUCAAAGCUGUACUCAUGGGUACACCUCCAGCAGCUCUUUUCCACAUGAAUCGAGACAGGCUUUCAAGUUUUGUUAUGUGGGCAAUUUCCACUGCUUUGAAAUCAGACUCUGCACAAAUGCUUCAGUUCAAAGAAUCUCAUCCUCGUUUCACUGUUUCUUUAGAGGAAGAGAUCUAUGAGGAUUCUUUGAUAUCAAAACUUUUACGUUGGCUAAGUGCUGCUGUAAUUCUUGGGAAGCUUUCUUGGAAAUCUAAUGAUUUGGGCCCUGAAUUUUCAAAUCGAUUAAAACUAGGAACUCUGCAAUCUUUAUUAGAUCUUGUUGGAAAUGCAUGUGAUGAAAGCAUCCAAAACAGAUUUGGCUGUGAGGAUUUAUUAGCUUCUUCGAUUUUCUACCUCCAACAGCUUCUUGGCAUCAAUUGCAGAGUGCUCCCAUCAGUUGUCUCUGCACUUUGUCUCCUUUUCUAUGCCACCGAUUUUGCAGAAUCCAGAUCAGCUAUCUUCCAUAGUAGUGAGACUCUUGUGGCAUCACUGUGCUCAAAGAUACGUUGUCCUGCUGAAGCAAAUCCUGCAUGGCGAUGGUCAUUUUACCAGCCAUGGAAGGAUCGUUCAUUGGAACUCUCUGAGUUACAGAAGAUGGAGGAACAACAUACUUGUCAAACUCUUUUAGUCAGUUUUGCAAAUAUGCUUAGAAAUAAAUCAUUAGAUUUGCAGGUUUUAUCACCUCUAGAUUUGGAGAGAUGUGGUGUAUAUGAGUGGGAAAAAGGUAUUAUAGGGACUUGUAGUGUAAAUUCCGACGUCGAAUGAAGAGAGAUUAUGGGUUCAAAUUUUGUCCGGAAAGGUAGUGUAAAGUAUUAACUGAAUUUUUGUAUACUUUCUAUGUACUUAGAGGA